This is a messenger RNA of Parathielavia appendiculata, 3031 nucleotides long. RefSeq lists its product as uncharacterized. NCBI's taxonomy places the organism in Eukaryota, Fungi, Ascomycota, Sordariomycetes, Sordariales, Chaetomiaceae. The transcript is spliced from 8 exons. The annotation marks the transcript as partial. The record is from RefSeq and is a predicted model, not a curated record.
CGCCGGCGACGGAGGCCGGAAGGCGUCGCCCAUUCUGCUUCGUUCACACCCAUCGCGGGGCUGUGGCCGACGAUGCGAACCAACUGCAUCCGACCCUCGAGGCUCGGUGCUGGGCUGGCUCGCUCAUGCUGUCGUGGUCUCCCCCUCCUCUCCCCCUCCCUCCAGACCCCAGAAUCCCCUUCCGCUCUGCUUUCUCCUCGUUCUUCCUCCUCCUUAACAUACUCCUCGGCUCACCAUGACGGUACAGCAACAGUCGCGCAUCUCCGAGGCUGACGAGGAGAGCGUGAAUGCACUCCUCGAGGACUACUUGAACAGUUCUAUAGAGGAGGAGGGCAACCAGCAGCCCUUCGUUGCUCCGGGCACGCAAGCAGAGCGCGAUAGAGUAUGGACUGCCUGGACCGAUUUCUGUGGACUUACCAAAAAAAAGCAUGGUGUAAUUGACAGCUACGGUGCUCCGGAGAGCCGUCGUGUUGUCGACCCCUGCCGCUUCUGGGUGGACUUCGCUCGGGAGCCGUCAGCCCUAAGGCUUCAGGCACCAGUCAAGGCCUUUCUCCACACAUAUGUGGAAAACUCCGUCAAGGAACGUGUCGUGUUAGGGCCGGAGGAGCGCGCCAUGGUCCGCACGCUCAACUCCGCUUACAGUGUCAUUGAGGUUUGGCGGAGGCUCGUCGCAUCGGCCGAUUUCAAGGUCCUCCGUGGCGAGCGGGCAGCGCUGCGGAAGGCGGAGAGAUAUCUGGAGGCCGAUCGGCUUUUUCUAAGGUGGGAGCAAGAAGGCGAACGACGUGAGGGACCUGCCUAUCUCAUUGUCCAGUGGAUCCUCCUCAAAAUGUCGCCAACGCUUAAGCUGGAGAUAAAUACGUUGUACGUGAAGGUUGAAGCGACAGCAGCGGACAUCAUCGUCCUUCUUCUCGCGCUAUACCAGCGUGCUGAAGAUAUACCCGCUUCGCCACUUACGAGGAUGUCGUUCCACGCCGCGGUCCUUCUCGGCGGUACCGGCGGUUUCCGGCCCGGCAGCCUUAUGAAUACCCUGUGUCGGCAGUACACCUUGUCCGUCGUGCGCAAUCCCGAUGACAGGACCCAGACGAGGAUUGUUGUUACACCCAACAUCGGUCGGAACAAGAUCAAGAUGACCCAGAUGACCUGUAAAUACAGGAAGCAAAAAUCCGUCGCCUACUCUACCACUCUCGUGCCGUUUCCCGUCCUCUGCUUGGCAAGCCUCGUGAUCACCCGGGCGUUGGAGAUGGACGCUUUAGCAAUCAGCUUUGAGUCGGCCCACGAGCUUCUCCACCGUCCAGCCCUUGGAAGGACCGACCGCAUCGACAUUCCCUGGAAGGAGGAAUUCCUGGACAAGCCUCUUUUCCCACUGACAUACCCCCAGUUUUACGAGCUGUGGAUGCGGUGCCUCCUUGUCAUCGGCUGCCGUAAGACUAUCCGCCCUUAUGCUCUUCGCGUCGGUGCUGGAGCCCGCAUGGAUGACAGCCUGUCAAGUGCCCUACGGAACUACGUCAUGAAUCACUCGGGAGCCAUUUUCGAAACCGACUACCAAACGGGCGUCGUGAGACCUAAUCUCGCCGCAUUAGCUUUUGGGCCUAAGGCGGUGCGCCGGGAUGAAACGCUUUUCAACGACCUUCGCAAUAUGACCCUUACACGGGAUGAGGGUGCCCCCAUCUCGGUGUCGAAAGAAAAGAUUGCGGAGUUCCAAGGACGAAAGGACAUCGCCAGGUUCCGCGCCGAGAUCCAGGCCGCAACCGACCAGGGUGAGAAGAACAGGCUUCACAGACAAAUAAAAAGCACCAUCGAGACUUGCAAGAAGCUGCAGCUCGAUGCAGAUCGCCGAGCCUACUUCGAGGAGGCGGACCGGUUGCGUCUCCGGGGUCUUGAGCCGGAGCCGACGCCCGGCGCGGGGGGUCCGGGUAUCGCGGCUCCGGUGGCCGCCCUUUUAUCGCGCCUAAGGCUGCAAGACGAGAGCGAGCCAUUAACGAUCGACACAAGCAUAUCGGAGCUGUAUAUCGAAGCGCAGCGGCUGCACCUCUCGUCCAUCGCACUUAGCCUGCCACGGCAGGUACCAGAGCAAGUGGCAGCUUCCAAGCCGCAACGGGCACCGCAGGCUCCAGAGACAGCGGCAGCUUCCAAGCCGCAACGGGACUCCUGCUGUUUCGUCUGCUCCAAAGGCUACGUAAACCGCUCUUGCCUUACGCGACACUUCCGGAAUAAACAUCUUGCCGACGGCACGUUUGACAAACCUUUCGCUUGUCGCGAGUGCAAGCGCGCCGGGGCGACAGAGGUUGUCGUCCACGGCCCGGCACAGUGGUGCAAUCACCUCGAGCAUACCCAUGGCCUGAUCCACACACCAAGCGUCAAUCCAGGUGCCAGCCCUCGGGAUCGUCCGUCAAAUCCGCCGUUGAUCUGUCUUCUAUGCGAGACACCUAUGGCAUCUGCGAGUACUCUCCUCGACCACAUGAACCGGACCGAGAUUCCCCGGUAUCGUAAGGGCCUUUCCGUCGCCUGCGGCGCCUGCGCUCGUGAGGGCCAAGUUGACGUCAAACCCAUGAGCAUCUGGGAAUGGCUGACGCACGCUCGAGCCGUCCACAAGUGGUCUCUUCCUCACGCGGAGCCGUGCCUUCUCUGCGGACAUCUCUGCACCCCAGGACCCGGCUUCCGGAAACAUUUCACCGCUCAGCACAGCCACGGGCUCGGAAAGCCUCUAGAGUGCGCCGCAUGCGUGGCUUCGGCAAUGCCGGCGGGAGGGAUGCAGGAGAUCCACGGGUUUGAGGAGCUCCUCCGCCAUGCCAUGGACAAGCACUCAGGACCGGCUGUUGCCGGGGGAAAGCGCAAGAGGGACGGCAACAUGGACAGCGAGCUUGCCACGCGCAAGAGGGCCGCCAAACAAAACGUGGCGUACAAGAAGGAGCGUUCCCCUUUCAUCGUAUACGAUACCGACAACGAUCUGUGCCAUGACGUGAUUAUCUGCGCGUCGACUGUCGACGAGCAGCAAAAGUGCUAUCUCGAAGAGAAUCAUAUGGGCGCAAGU